Molecule: messenger RNA, 267 nt
Organism: Paracoccidioides brasiliensis Pb18
Exons: 1
Coding region: 1-267 (88 amino acids)
Source: RefSeq, a predicted model, not a curated record
AUGGUGGUGGACAGUGGUGGUGAUGGUGAUGGCGGUGGAGAUGAUUAUUCUGGAAUUGACCUUACAUUCGACGAGAUCAUAGACGCCGACAUCAUUCCGACCCAGUGUCCAGGCACCCAAUGUAUCUGCCUUGGAGAUGACCAGCUUCCGCUCUCCGGGCGCAUCAAUUCCUUUCUUUUCACGUCCCGAUCAAUCUCCGAAGACAACAUCCAAAAUAGCCACUUCUCGAUCCCAACGCUCCUCUGUGGUUGCACUCAUCCGACUUAA